AUGGCAUCACGCACAAUUUUGAACGUAUUUGAGCAAUACGAGCGCGCUCGUUUGAACUUUGUCCAAACGGUUUCCGACUUAGCAAUUAGGGCAACGAAUGUCCAGUGCCUAAUUAGUGCCAAAGCAAUUGCAAUCCUUUCAAGUCUGUUAAAAGACACGAACAAUUCAGUGGUACAACUAGCAACAUUGGGCCUUGCACGUCUUGCUGGACAUAGUGAAAAAGUUGCCCUAAGUAUUGUAAAUGCUGAUAUCGUGCAAGUGAUGCUGCAAUCAGCAGAUAAUCAUCUUGUGCACUAUAAGCGCGCGGUGCUCCUCGCUCUGAGAUCCAUUGCCAAGCAUGGCACACAAUUGGCUACAAUGGUGCAACAUUGUGGUGGCUUAGAAUAUGCCAUUGGACGCCUGGAGGAUUUUGAUAUAACAGUUAAAGAAAGCGCGAUGGCUUGCAUUGCUCAUAUGGCAAAACAUUCACCAGAGCUGGCAAGGGCCAUUGUAGACCAGGGAGCUGUACCUUUGAUAGUAUUGAAUCUACAACAACCAGAACUUUGCCUAAAGCAAAGCGCCGCGAUGGCUUUAUCUGAAAUAGCCAAACACAGCCCUUCGUUGGCAGCGAAUAUUGCUGAAAGCGGUACAAUACUCUUCCUUAGCAAGUGUCUUGCCAAUCAAGACAACAAAUUGAAAAGAUGUGUAUUGUCAACAUUGGCACAAAUAGCUUCUCACAGUCAACAAUUAGCUGAGGCUUGUGUAGAAGCGGAAGUAUUUCCGGUGGCAUUACAUCUUUUAAUGAGUGAGGACAGAUUAAUCAGAGUAAAUGCGGCCGAUUUGGUUCGGCAAAUCGUGAAACAUUCCGUGGAGUUGGCCCAACUGGUUGUAAAUUCUGGAGCUUGCGGGCCAUUGAUCGAGCUCACUGCAUUGCCAGACCCUGAUGUACAAGUGGCCGUACUAACCGCAAUUGGUUAUAUUGCCGGACAAUCGGAGCAACUAGCUUUAUCGUUAAUAGCGGCUAAAGUUGUUACUGUCAUCGCAGCUGUUAUUGCAGAUGAACAACCUGAUAGAGUUCUUACUGCUGCUGUUUGGGCUCUGAGUCAUAUCGGUAAACAUACUCCUGAGCACUGCAACCAUAUUGCAUUAGCUGGGAUCUUUCCUCGAUUAGUCGAGUUACAUAUAAAAGGCAGUAGUUCUGAAGAUUUGCAAAAUAAAUGUAAAUGUGCCCUAAAGUUGUGCUUACAAAAAUGUUUACAUCUGCCUGCUCUCGAGCCGCUUCUCUAUGAUUCUCCACCAAGCAUACUUAAAUACAUUCUAGGACAAUAUAGCAAAAUUCUUCCACAUGAUCAACGUGCAAGAAGAUUAUUUGUUACAACAGGAGGUCUAAAAAAAGUACAAGAAAUACCAGCAGAACCAGGUAGUACAUUAAUGGAGUACAUUGCCAACAUUAAUGCAUGUUUCCCAGAGGAAGUUAUUCGCUAUUUAACGCCGGGUUAUGCUGAAAAUCUUUUGGCUCAAGUAGAAGAGUUUACGCCAAAGAUUCCACCAAUAUUUAUGGAGGAGAAGGGUAGUGACAUAUGUAAUGAGUUUAUGCUCCAAAAUCAAGAUGGACAGGAGGAACAAAUUCCAGAAGAAGUUAAAUCUCCAGCAAACAAUGCAAAACGAAAAAGCAAAGGAAAAAAAACGUGAUUACAUAAUCAAAUAUAAAACAAAUUAUCGGCUAAA
This is a messenger RNA of Ctenocephalides felis (cat flea), 1707 nucleotides long. RefSeq names its product sperm-associated antigen 6-like. Gene Ontology annotation, cellular component: microtubule cytoskeleton. The coding region runs from base 1 to 1671 and encodes 556 amino acids. NCBI's taxonomy places the organism in Eukaryota, Metazoa, Arthropoda, Insecta, Siphonaptera, Pulicidae. The transcript is spliced from 6 exons. Gene Ontology annotation, molecular function: microtubule binding. Gene Ontology annotation, biological process: cilium movement. The record is from RefSeq and is a predicted model, not a curated record.